UGGAGAAGGUAGAACAGCGGGAGUUGGCAGAUACCUUGCGAGUAGGAAUUGCGGAGUAACAUUGCAUAUCGGUUUUCUGCCUUUCUCUCCUCCUUUCCGUCCAACCCCGGGCGUUCUGGACGGUGGUGCAAGAAAGAUCAUUACUGAUUAUUCUGUGCUCCUGUGAAAAGGGCUGCAACACCACAAUUACGCUCGCCCGUGUCCUCUUCGCAAUUUUUUCUCUGCUUUCCUUUCUUUUUUUUCUGGUGUUGGUGUUUGUACAUGGUGAAUGUAAAAAAGCAGAGGCUCGCUUCCUAUGUAGUGGUACACUAUACAGUAGUGGUAUGGUCACAGAGAAGACAGAGGAGACGGAUAUAACGAGAGAAAAGAGGGAUAAUGAAAUAUUCUGAUCGGGAAGAAUGUCCUUCCCAGACGAACUCUGAUGACUAGAAAAUGCUGUGUGUGAAGGGUGGUAUCGUUGCCGACGGCUCCGUGACCCAGCUGAGAAAGGCAAGAGAAAACAUCGAGCAGAACAUCGCCGCCGCUGCAGUAGACGGCGUCGAAAGGAGCUUGAGUCCCACUCUUCCCGGAGCAUCCAGUACAAUGGCAGCCACCGUAACGGACGAGAUCCACGUUUUCGCUCGCUAGACUCCGGAGAGUCCGCCGUUAGCAGUAGCCUGAGGAGGCGUGCGGCCAUUUCCCCUGGGCCUUCCCUGCUCAGGAGGAAGAUCGAGGAACCAGCCGAGACACAUUCAAGAGGAACAGCAAGAUCGAGUCAUUCAGCUGGGCAGCACGGACAGGAGAACGCUUAGAAGGACAGUAGGUUACAGGACGCAGGCACGGUCACAGAGACUGAGGAAGCAGAGAGACCGCAGACCCCCAGAACAGUACAAGGCGCCGGGUUGAGUUGGGGUCCUGAGCAGCCCACGGUGUCCCGGGGUGGUGCUCGGUGACAGUGACACGCCCAUGAGCCGGCUGUCGGGGCGGCUACGCUCGGCGGGCGUGCGCCUUGGGUGCGGGGCCCUGGCCGAGGAAGACUGCCUGGAACUGGAGACUCCAGCGCCUUGGGAGAGCCACGAGGGGCAUGCUGGGAGCGCAGGGACGCCUCCCCCAGGGGCCGGCUCGGGGGCUUCCAUCCACUACAGCUUCUUCUCCUCCCCGUCACUUGCUAACGGGCUGCGCAGCCCCGAGGACCGGCUGCACAAACGGCCCCGCAUCGGGGCAAGGAGACGCCGACAGCCAGAGCCCCUGGAUGAGGAAGGGCAGGAGGAACACGGCAAGCCCCAGCCAGAACUCCUGCAGGUGCACCAGCAGUUGGGCACCUUACCGCAAGCACACCCAGACCUCCGGAUGGAGGUGGAGACCGACUCUGUGACAGACCAACUGGCUUCCAUGUCCCCAUUGGCUCUUACGGGAGCUGAUCAGUCUGACAUCUGCACAGCCUCCAUCCAGCCGUGUACCCCUCAUUACUGCCCAGCCAGUCCUCUUAGCCCCCACCAGAGGGAGCCAGACCCUGAGCCCCCACUAAGCCCUGCAGCGUCUGCCCCGGUUCUGAUGCCGUCGCCCAUACAAGCCCCUCCCAUCAUUCCAACCCCCGUUGAGGGCGAGAGGAAAUACGCACUGCGCAGCUCAGGGCGGCCGCGUUUCCCCUGCCGACUGCGCAAAUCGUCCCGUUUGCGUCGGACGAUGGAAGACGAGGGUAAGAAGGAGGAAACAGAGGGUGAUGGACCAGGAGAAAGUGACAGGAGCUGUAGAGUAGAGGGUCCAGGGUUCAGUGGUAGGGGUGAGCCCUAUCAGCCCAGCGAGGCCAGCAUGUCUGGUGACCUUUUGUCCAUGUCUCACCACAGUAUAGAGUUCUGUGCUGAGACACUGGAGCCUGUCCAAGCCACGGGGCCCCUGUCCUGCCGGGGCCGUCGCCGGGGACGCUGUGUGGGCAUGCGCAAAAUCGUGGUGAAGGUGGCCCGCAUUCCCAUCAAUCUCAGCCGCCGACAGAAGAGCUACAAAAUCUCCUCCCUGGAGCCACCGAGUUUGCCAGUGGGACAAGAUGGCAGCGGGGGGCUUGGAGGGGAAGGCGGAGAAGGGCAAGGCAUGGGCGACGGUGUGGCAGGGGUUCCCCGUGAGCCAACUGCCUUGCUGAAGAUGAAGAACAAUGGCAAGAGCGUGAUGGUAAUGUUCCCCCCCGGGGAACUUCCCGUCAUCCUAAAGCGCCGGCGUGGGCGACCUCCGAAGCAAAUCGUGCCGGGCCAGCCAGAUCUGCGCGAGGCACGGGUCAGCACUGCGCUCUCCGGGGAGCCCAAGAAACCACGCCGGCGACGGAGAGUCAAGCUGCCCUCCCCUCAGCCUUCGUACGUAGCUGACACCAAUGACGUCAAAAUGGAGUAUGGAGACGUGCUCUCCAAAUUGGCCUUUCUGAACAGGCAGCCCCCGGCCACAGGGCGCUGCUCUCCGCCUCGCUGCUGGACACCCAGCGAGCCUGAGUCCUUCCACACACCCCCAGAGAACCCAGGUAUCUCCACACUGCUGCACAGGCUCACCGGCUUCCGCCGCAGGGGGGGACGGGCUGGCUGCAUGGGUGGCCGGGGUGGUGGGGCAGCUGGCUCUGGUGAGGCCUUCAAGAGCUCCUUCAGUGAUUUCUUCGAAACCAUUGGAAAGAAGCGAAAAGUGCCUCCCGCUGAGCCCGGGCAGCCCCGUAAACGGGGUAAGGGGGUGGCGGCCGGCCUGAGCAGAGCUGCUUUCUUGGGGAUGGACCCGGGCAGCCUGGCACCAGGGGAGAAGGGAGUCCGCAAGCGCCGGCCACGCAAGAAUGGGGUGCUGAAGCAGGGUCAGCAGGAGCAGGAGUGGUCCAACGGGGGGAGCUGGGGGGGCAAAGGAGGGGGGCAGGAGAUCCCCAGUGACAGGGAUCGGGGCACAAAUUAUCAGGGAUGCCCGUCCCCCCGCGGUCGCUUUCCUCCCUGCGAUAUGGGCAAAGGGUUCUACCCCAAUCGAGGGGUAAGUGGAGGGGGCGAGGAAGCCCAGGGGCUCUUUGCAGGGUAUUUUCGGUCUCUCUUGGACUCUGAUGAUUCCUCGGACCUGCUGGACAUCUCCAUGUCUAGCCCCGCCUCUCGCACAGACUCCCGCAAACUGACCCCAGGAUAUGAGUCCGGCAGUCCCGGGCAGGGCCAGCGCUGGUCUCCUGCCUUCCCCAAAAAGGCACUGAAAAGCCAAAGCCCUGCCAGUGACAGCCCACUUCAGGGCCAGCCCAGCACAGCGGCCCGCCCCCCGUAUGGAUACAGCAUGGCAGAGACCUCCCCAACUAACUCCUUCCCAAAAUCCAUGCCCCCGGCCCUUUCGCUGUCUCGCUCCCCCAGCUCGCCGCACCCUUCCUCUUCAGGCUUCUCCUCAUUCCCCUCUGGCUACGGCAGUGGUCAGCAGUCCACAGGCAGUGGCACUGCAUCACUGCCGCAGCAGCAGAGGCUAAGUGACUGCAGCUUUCCCUAUGGUGCAGGGAUGGGCAAAGGUCCCUCGACCUCCCCCGCUGGCCAGUGUCACAUGGGCUACUCUGGCUUUCAGCCAUCUCAGACGCCUGUCAAACGAGGCUAUGGCGGCUACCCCGGGUCAGCUCAUUCUGCCUUAUUACGAGGGGAGUCUGGGCACAUGACUGGGCCUGCCUCUCCUGGUGGCAGUUACAUGACAAUGGCAAAGACGAGUCCCUUCUCUUCUUCGUCACCCCCAGACAGCUGCAAGCAGUAUCCCUCCUCUCAGUGGGGAUAUAGACAGGGUUACCAAGGCUGGGGUCCUGACAGUUUUGGGCCCCACCAAUACCACGCCUACAGUGACUACUGCACCGGAGGCACCAACGAGUCCAAAGACAUCCUGGAUAUUUCAAACUACACACCACAAAAGGCAAAACAGAGGUCCUUCUCUGAGACGCUCUCCGAGUCCUCCUCUGACUCCUCACACCUGGGGCCCACCGGUGCCAGCAUGGGGGGAGGGGCUAGUGGGUACCGUCCACGGGACACCCUGCCUGCAGCUGAGGGCCAGUCCAGUUUGUCCAGCCUAGAGAAACUCAUGUUGGACUGGCAUGAGAACUCUGCGGGACCCUCCUACAACUGGAGCCAGAGUGUGCUGUUCCAGGGCGGCACAAAACCAGGCCGGGGACGGCGGAAACGCACAGAGUCACAGGCAGACCGAGAGGGCUGUGCACUGAAUUUCCCGCCGGCGUCACCCUCCAGCUCCUCUUCGCCUGGCCCAGGGCCCAAGCGCAGCCCGAUGGCAGCCCGGGCCCCCCGCGGGACGCGAGGCAGGGGUGGCUUCUCUUCCUGUCAGCGUGAAAGAGCCCCAUCGGGGAAGCCGAAAGUGCAGAAGCCCCCCACGACGGCAGCACAGCCUGGCGGGACAGCACUAUUCCAGGACACGCUGGACUACUACAGCGGAGACAGCAGCAGCCUGUCGCCACUGCCCUCGCAGACGCAGGGCUUCGGGCUGGAUGCCUGCGAAUACUCUAGCCCCUACUCCGUCCACCCAUCCACCCCGUCCUCUGAUGAGCGUUUCUCCCAGCUCUUCCCAGGAGAGACGGCUUCCUUGUCCCCUUGUCCUGAGGCGCUGAAGCCCUACCCGAAGCCGGCACCCCCCCCCGCCUACUCCGUACCUCCGCGAACAUUCUCACCCAGUUGCUCCCCUACUCCCCGGCUCCUGUCCUCCUGCAGUGCGGCCCAGAGCCCUCACCGGGCCCCCAGCAAGGACUUCCAGCAUUAUGACUCUCCCAACUACUGUGGCUCCCCCUGCUGGUACGGCCAGGGGGGGUCGCUGGCCAGCAGCCCACAGAGCUAUGACUCUGAGCGCCCCUCUGGUGCCACUCUGCCCCCCCACGGACGGACUGACAAAAGAGAGCUGAGCCAGGCGGGGAGUUCGGGCCUCAGGGCGGGCCCUCCUCCACACUCGCCCUACCCCAUCCCUCUCCAUCGUGGUUCCUCCUCAUCCUCCUGUGCUACAGUCACCCUGGACUCCUCCCCCCUGCCCGAGGACAUGGGCUUCACCCUGCACCCUGACAAUUACCCCAGUAUGCCCCAGCGCUACCCUCCCCAACCAGCGCGGGGCGGGGUCCUGUGCCAGCUGCUGGACCAGCCUGCAGAGGACGGCUUCACCGUCACCAGUCUGUAGGCCUCCGUCGGGUGAGCAGGCCACAGGUGCCAGUGCAGUCCAUCUCAUGCUUUUUCAGAUUUUUUACUUUUUUUUUAAAGGAGAAUGACUUCUUGAAAAACUUUUUAAAUAUAUUAACAAUGGUGGCAAUGUUAUGUGACAACCGUCGACACAUGAUUUUCUUCUUAAUGGACACACUUCAGCGUGCCCCAGCAGUGACAAUCAAGAAAUGAUGACGCACACACGCACGGUCACACCACACGGACAUAAACACACAGCUUGUAGCACACAACACUCAUACCCCGGCAUCCAGAGACUGUGACUCCACACACUGUCCACACGCGGAGCGGAGCGCACACAGACACACAUGUAACCUCUGUGACUGGGGGAGGGGGAUCAUCCUGACAGGGGGUGGGGGCAUGAGAUGGGGCAGUAGAGAAAAGAGCCAAAAAUGACAAAGGAGUGACAGGUCUGAUCGAGGGGACACAAAGACCCUAACUAUGAGGACGCUGAGCCUGUCUCCACAGAUGCAGUCCAGUCUCGACACCAUCUCCAGUCACGCUCUCCGAAUGAUCGACGACCUCACCUCCCCUAACCGCUUCUGCCACCUAGCAACCAGCGAUGCCUCCCCCCGCGAGGCUCCUGCACACUCUUACAGCGCUCAUACGAUACCAGCAUCUGUACAUAGACUUUGGAAACAAGGGCAAGGAGGGAAAAAAAUACAACAAAAUGGUGAUGUUCUUACAGUAAUGUGAAAUAUGCACUGAAAGGCUUUGCGUUUUACUGUGCAGAGCUGAGCUGCUCGAACCAGUUUGGGCAGACACUGGUGUAUGCUAAUGUAGAUAACUGAGCCCCUGCAGUGGCUGAGGGGUUAUGCCCUGGCUCUCACCCCCAGCGCCCCCCCCCCCCCCAAGCCCUUCUCCUGUGCUUUCUGUGACGUUAACUACGGCAUGGUCUCACCCUGUAGAUUUUGUUUGUUCGUUUGUUUGGUAUGUUUUCUUAAAAGAGAACAAAAAAAGACACUAAAUAUCAUGUGCUCACCCCAAAGAAUCAGACUUGUGUACGUGUACAUACCCCUGUUCGUGCGGGGCGUGGAGAGAGAGAGCGGGUCCGUGGUUCCGGUCCGAUGAGAGUGUCGAGUUCUGGAUCUCAGGGUGUGGACUGGACUGCCUUCUCCUCUUCUUUUCCUUCUCUGAUUUUCUUUUACUCUUUUCUCUGUUUCUUCUUCCCGGUCUCCUAACUGUGUUGUACGGUGAUUUGUGUGAUGGAAUAUUGUAUCUGUCUGUUACAUAUCAUAUCCCUGAGGUGCAAAUAUUUAAAUACACAUUUGGUUCUGACCAUUGCUAA
This is a messenger RNA of Paramormyrops kingsleyae, 6444 nucleotides long. It is a transcript of the gene ahdc1, whose product is annotated as AT hook, DNA binding motif, containing 1. NCBI's taxonomy places the organism in Eukaryota, Metazoa, Chordata, Actinopteri, Osteoglossiformes, Mormyridae. The record is from RefSeq and is a predicted model, not a curated record.